Messenger RNA from Platichthys flesus (European flounder), 1592 nucleotides. Its product is annotated as transcription factor JunB-like. Gene Ontology annotation, biological process: regulation of cell cycle; regulation of cell population proliferation; regulation of transcription by RNA polymerase II. Gene Ontology annotation, molecular function: RNA polymerase II cis-regulatory region sequence-specific DNA binding; transcription factor binding; DNA-binding transcription factor activity, RNA polymerase II-specific. The coding region runs from base 256 to 1251 and encodes 331 amino acids. The record is from RefSeq and is a predicted model, not a curated record. The transcript has a single exon. Gene Ontology annotation, cellular component: transcription regulator complex. Lineage: Eukaryota; Metazoa; Chordata; Actinopteri; Pleuronectiformes; Pleuronectidae.
AAUGCGGAGGAGCGGCUCGGGCUGCCUGUCAGUAACAGGGGAAACACACGCUGAGCUCCGAUAGACGAGUGGAUUGAAAACGUCUGAUUUAGUCACUGCGACCCAAAAGGUACAAAUCGUCGGCUGGGUACAGUACAGUUCCACUCAUUUGGAAGUUUUGCUCUGCUUUUGAUAACUCGGUCGGGACACUGAAGCCUCGGUGUCCAGCGUCUGCUGCAGCGCACUCUUGUAUUUGACUGUCUGAUUUGAAAAAUAAUGUCCACAAUAAUGGAACAGCCUUUUUAUGACGACUCGUUUCUCUCUGCUUAUGGCCAUCCAGGCGCAGCACUGCACGACUACAAGCUGCUAAAGCAGAAUAUGAACCUGAACUUCUCCGACUCAUAUCGGAGCUCAAACUUCAAGUCCCAGCACCUGCGCGGCGCCGACACUGAUUUCUAUCCGGCGGCUGCGGCGGCGGACGUGGGCUCUCUGAAGCUCGCCUCCCCGGAGCUGGAGCGACUGAUCAUCCAGAACAGUAACGGGGUCAUCACUACGACGCCGACACCCGGCCAGUUCCUCUACAGCCGCGGCAUCACAGAGGAGCAGGAGGGCUUCGCGGAGGGUUUCGUCAAAGCGCUUGACGACCUGCACAAGAUGAACCAGAUGGCGCCUCCGAACGUGUCCAUCGGCAACGGCGGCAUCGGCUGCCCGGUUCCGGGCUCCGUGUUCGGUUCCUCCAUGCAGCCGGAGCAGCUGGAGUACACCACCCUGAGCAGCUGCAACAACAACCCCGGCCUGUCCUCCGGUGCCAGCUACCCGUCCACCACCAUCAGCUACCUGCCGCACCAGUACAACCAGCAUCACCAGGCCGUUGCGCACGGGUCCCACCACUUCCAGCACUCGCUGGCAGGCCCCGGCCUCCACUUGCAGCGCUACGCUGGGCUGAAAGAGGAGCCGCAGACGGUGCCCGACACGCACAGCAGCGACAGCUCCCCGCCGAUGUCCCCCAUCAACAUGGAGAACCAGGAGCGGAUCAAAACGGAGCGCAAGCGGCUGAGGAACCGGCUCGCAGCCUCCAAGUGUCGGCGGCGCAAGCUGGAGCGCAUCUCGCGUCUGGAGGACAAGGUGAAGAUCCUGAAAACGGACAACGCCGGACUCUCGAGCACGGCCUCCGUGCUGAGGGACCAGGUGGCCCAGCUCAAACAGAAAGUCAUGACACAUGUGAGCAGUGGCUGCCAGCUCAUGUUGGCGCCCAAAGUCAAGUCUUACUGAAGAAACGAUGCACUUUCAACAACAAACACUGGACAAGGACUGCACUGACUACACCAUGAGCUCCAUAGACUGUGACAGAGCUGGACCUGUGUGGCUCCUCUGGCUGAAAGGGAAGAACCCUCCUCGCAGGGAACAACAGACUUUAAAAAAACAAAAGAACACUUUGGACAUUUUUGAAUACGUUUUUAAAAGUGUCGUCUUGGCUUUGCCUGUUUACAUUUUAUUUGACUGCAUAUUGUGAUGCCUCUUAUGUAAGUUAUUUGAGUUUAUCAGGUUGAGCCUGAUGAGCCGGUCGUUUUUUACUUGUACAGUAUAUUUAAGUAAAUGAAAUUAUAAAACUA